AUGGACCAAAUCAGCAAGUACCUCAUAAUCAUCGCAUCAUUAAUGACCGUCAAAUUGACAGUCACUGAGAGCAAGAACGAAACGAAGCCCAAAAUUGAUAGACGGCACUACCAAAUGCCAAUCUUCAUCAAUGUCUGUGACAUCUCCGACAGACGGUCGAAAGUACAUUGCUACUGCGACAGUAAUAAGCCUAAAAUGGCAACUAGAGCAGAUUGCUGGAUAUUCGGCGGUGGAUUAACUGAGGACGAUUCUAUAUGGCCGAGUUUUUCAUCGCAAUCAGAAAUAGAACACCUCAUGUUCAACGUUCGUACUGACGACGCAUUGAACUUCAUUCCAGCUAAAGCUAUAGUUCGAUUGGACAGACUAAAGCAUUUGUCCAUCCAAUUUGGAACGAUCAAUAUUAUACAUCCAUAUGCUUUCACAAAUUCUUCCACACUACGCCAAAUCGUUUUGAAAUCAAAUAAAAUUACAAGCUUAGAAAAACAUUCAUUUUCUCAAAUGAUGAUGUUAUCAAAUCUAAGUUUGGACGAUAACCAAAUAUCCGAGCUGAAAACUGAUGUGUUUUUUAAUUUACCCAACUUACAUGUUUUACAUUUGUCGAAUAAUAAUUUAAGUUUGCUACACGAAGGCUGUUUCAAACACCUAAAUAAUCUGGUUGAACUGAAAUUGGAUUACAACUAUAUAUCAGUAAUAAUAAGAGAAAUGUUAGAGGGUCUAGAGAAUCUUUCCCGAUUAAACUUAAGAAACAAUAAGAUAAAUAUGAUCGGAAACUUGGCUUUCAGUGAGCUGUGGGGUCUGAAAGAAUUGAUGUUAGAUAAUAACGCUAUAGAAUAUAUAUCGGAGAGAGCGUUUGGGGGCCUCACUCAAUUGAGAAAGUUGACGUUGUCUGGAAACAAGCUGGUAACUUUUUACGAGGACAUACUUGACGAUAUAAGAAGUCUCAUCGUCUUAGAUCUCAGAGACAAUCUUUUGACAACGAUAUCCUACGAAACAAUUCGUCCAGUUGUUGAAAAUGACAAAUCCCUUUCAUCUGUGGUUUAUUUAGACGGUAACCCACUCAACUGUAACUGCCGACUGUCCUGGAUAUAUGUUUUGCGCAACGAAACCCAGGAUAAUACAAUGAAACAUGCCCUCGAAAAAAUAUCGUGCGUACCAGAUCCAACAAAUGAUAGACGGCUCAGUGAGACUAAAGACGAGGAAAUUGAAAAUAUUAAUGUUUUAGCUGAUGACAAUUAUGAUUAUUACGACAAAGGCGACGAUUAUAAUAAUGACAAAGAAAAACCAAAAGUCAGCAAAGCAAUUAAACUAACAGAUAUCCCCCUAGAGACACUUCCUUGUCCAAAAGAAUUAAUGCAGUCGAUAGAGGAAACUUAUGGCCAUCCCGUGCAGAAUGAGAUUAGAUUAAAAGCGAUUUCUAAUGUCGGAAGACAUUUGCCUAGCUUUUUUUUCCUAGUAAUUUUGAUGAUACUGUUUUAA
This is a messenger RNA of Melitaea cinxia (Glanville fritillary), 1476 nucleotides long. Its product is annotated as connectin-like. Bases 1 to 1476 code for a protein of 491 amino acids. Gene Ontology annotation, molecular function: protein binding. Lineage: Eukaryota; Metazoa; Arthropoda; Insecta; Lepidoptera; Nymphalidae. Gene Ontology annotation, cellular component: plasma membrane. The record is from RefSeq and is a predicted model, not a curated record. The transcript has 2 exons.